Molecule: messenger RNA, 1669 nt
Organism: Chinchilla lanigera (long-tailed chinchilla)
Lineage: Eukaryota; Metazoa; Chordata; Mammalia; Rodentia; Chinchillidae
Gene: Cd151
Product: CD151 molecule (Raph blood group)
Cellular component (GO): membrane
Source: RefSeq, a predicted model, not a curated record
CUCCUGUCUCGCGACAGCGCUCGCUGGGUGGUGGGCACCAGCAGGCCUCAGUUUCCCUGCGGCAGAGCCUCGUGCCGCUCCGCCGGCGCCCGACUGCGCCCGCGCGGGUCCGAACCUGCCCCGCGCCCGGGCCGCGCAUUCCCGGCGUUCAGAGCCGCCGCCUCCGCAGCGCAGCGCCGGCCGGGACUCUGCCGCGUGGUCGCUCAGGAUCCUGGGGAACUUCCACCUACCCACCUGCCUGACUGAGGAGCCCUCCGCAGCCGCCUGACCAGGAUGGGCGAGUUCAAUGAGAAGAAGACGACAUGCGGCACCGUCUGCCUCAAGUACCUGCUGUUCACCUUCAAUUGCUGUUUCUGGCUGGCUGGCCUGGCUGUCAUGGCAGUGGGCAUCUGGACGCUGGCCCUCAAGAGUGACUACAUCAGCUUGCUGGCCUCAAGCACCUACCUAGCCACGGCCUACAUCCUGGUGGUGGCUGGUGUUGUCGUCAUGGUGACUGGGGUCCUGGGCUGCUGUGCCACCUUCAAGGAGCGGCGGAACUUGCUGCGCUUGUACUUCAUCCUGCUCCUCAUCAUCUUCCUGUUGGAGAUCAUUGCGGGCGUCCUGGCCUAUGUCUACUAUCAGCAGCUGAACACGGAGCUCAAAGAGAACUUAAAGGACACCAUGACGAAGCGGUACCACCAGCCAGGCCAUGAGGGUGUGACCAGCGCAGUGGACAAGCUACAGCAGGAGUUUCACUGCUGUGGCAGCAACAACUCUCAGGACUGGCGGGAGAGCGAAUGGAUCCGCUCUGGCCAGGCGGGCAAGCGCGUGGUCCCUGACAGCUGCUGUAAGACUGUGGUGCCUGACUGCGGGAGACGGGACCACGCCUCCAACAUCUACAAGGUGGAGGGCGGCUGCAUCACCAAGCUGGAAACGUUCAUCCAGGACCACCUGAGGGUUAUCGGGGCUGUGGGCAUCGGCAUUGCCUGUGUGCAGGUCUUUGGCAUGAUCUUCACUUGCUGUCUGUACCGGAAUCUCAAGCUGGAGCACUACUGAACCCCAGGGCCUGGCCCACCUCCCACCAUGUCUGACUGCUGAACUGAGACUGCAGAUGGCCAGGGCGAGCGCCUGUGCGCCCCACGCUGACCCUGGAGGUGGCUCCAAGUGCCUUUCGCUGCACACCAAAGUCCUGAGGCCAUGCCCACCCCAGCACUGGACCAGGUGGCCAGUGCCUGUGCAUGGGGGACCUAGGGCCCAGGCCUGGCUAGUGGGUGGGGGCGGAGUGCUGACAAUCACGUGCCCCUCCCACAGGCACUUCUCGGAUGUGGUCGCUCCCUGAUGUCUGUCUAGUCAGGGCUGACUCUGGACACACCCUGUAUGGCAGUCAGAGGCAGGAGGGGGCCACCUUCUGUGCCCACCCAGUUCUCAGCUACAGUCUCACCUCACCUGGGAACAGCCUCUAGCCUCCCUGUGAGGCUUAGCUCCCUAAUGGCUUUGUUCCCCUUUUUUUAUUUGGUUUCGUUUGCUCCCACAGCUUUUAAGGUCACCUGCACUCACACACGUCAUGGCACUCUCCCCGUUGGUGUCCCUGUGGAGGCAGGGGAUCUGAUUUUGCCCUCUGCUUUUGCCCAUAUGCUCACAGUUGCUCCUGUCUAGUAACAGGUGCUGAAUAAACGUUUGUUAGAGAAGA